Messenger RNA from Pimephales promelas (fathead minnow), 1387 nucleotides. RefSeq names its product threonine aldolase 1 (gene tha1). NCBI's taxonomy places the organism in Eukaryota, Metazoa, Chordata, Actinopteri, Cypriniformes, Leuciscidae. Gene Ontology annotation, biological process: glycine biosynthetic process; L-threonine catabolic process. Gene Ontology annotation, molecular function: L-allo-threonine aldolase activity. The record is from RefSeq and is a predicted model, not a curated record. Gene Ontology annotation, cellular component: cytosol.
GAGUUCCAUUAUUCAUGUCUGGAAGCUUAAAGCCGUUUACAUCAAUGAUUAUCGAAUACAGUUAAACCAAAGUUCAGGAAAGUAACGUUAGUGUGAAUUGAUGCACAACUGCAGAAUUCACCGUUACAUUACAGUGCAAAGAAGAAGAAGACAUGAGCUCCAAAACACUAACGCUUCCAGCUCGUUUAGUCCGUCAUUGCUUACACAAACCUCGGGUUGUUUGCGUGGAUCCUGUGCGGUUGUACUAUGGGUCUCCGCAGGCGGCAGCGGGAUCAGCUAUCCGCACGGUGGACCUCCGCAGCGACACGGUCACCAAACCUGGAGCAGCCAUGCGCCGAGCCAUGGCCGAGGCUGAGGUCGGAGACGACGUGUUCGGGGAAGACCCUACGGUUAAUGAACUGCAGAAAAUAGCUGCUGAUAUGUUUGGCAUGGAAGCGGCUCUAUAUGUCCCCACAGGAACGAUGAGUAACCUGAUUGCAGUUAUGGUUCACUGCAGAGAGAGGGAUGAUGAGAUGAUAGUCGGAGAUCUCUCUCAUAUUCAUGUUUAUGAGCAAGGAGGAAGUGCACAGCUAGCAGGCGUCCAUUCUGCAACAGUCACCACCCUUGGCGAUGGCACCUUUGACCUAGACCAGCUGAUCUCCAAGAUCCGUCACGGUUACCCUGACCCACACUACCCACGCUCCCGCCUGGUUUGUGUGGAAAACACGCACAAUAUUCAGGGAGGGCGCGUCCUCCCACUCUCCUUCCUGCAGGAGCUUCGCUCCGUAGCUGAUAAGUUUGGUUUGGCUGUCCAUAUGGAUGGAGCGAGGGUGAUGAAUGCAGCUGUGGCACUUGCCGUCCAGCCAUCUGUUAUACUGCAGCAUUGCCACUCUGUCAGUGUGUGUCUGUCCAAGGGACUCGGGGCACCUGUGGGCACCAUGCUAGGUGGGUCGAAAGAUUUCAUACAGAGAGCAGUGCGUGCCCGCAAGACACUUGGCGGAGGAAUGCGCCAAUCAGGUGUCUUGGCAGCAGCUGGUAAGAUUGCCCUGUCAGACAUGAUUGGCAGACUGGAGGAGGACCACAGGAAUGCCAGACGCUUUGCUCAAGCGCUGGUAGAGUGUGACCCUUCUCUGUAUCGGGUGGAUCUGAGCACUGUGGAAAGCAACAUUUUGAGGUUCUGUCUGCGGGACCGCCAAAUGAGCCCAGCAGAGUUCUGCGAACGGAUGGCAGGUGUAGAUGAAGAAGAGGUGAAGGCUCUGGGACAAGGGGUCCGGGUUCUGAUGUUCCCCCAUGUUGGGACAGUCAGGGCUGUGUGGCAUCUGGGCAUCAGCGGGGACACUCAGCUGGCAAUACAGAAGGCUCAGUUUGUGGCCCAACAGCACAAGCAGCAUGAGAACGCCCCUUGACC